Molecule: messenger RNA, 2604 nt
Organism: Guillardia theta CCMP2712
Lineage: Eukaryota; Cryptophyceae; Pyrenomonadales; Geminigeraceae
Exons: 10
Coding region: 1-2604 (867 amino acids)
Biological process (GO): maturation of SSU-rRNA
Cellular component (GO): small-subunit processome; nucleolus; Noc4p-Nop14p complex
Source: RefSeq, a predicted model, not a curated record
AUGGCUUUGGAUGACGAUGAAGAGGAAGAUGUUCUUACUCAUGGUGGGAUGAGACUGGGAGAAGUGGAAGAUUUCGAGCAUGAAGAGAUCUCGGACGACGAAGAAAGCAAGAACGACCUUGACAAGUAUCACUUUGGCGGGUUCGUGGCAAAGAAAGGGAGGGAAGGAGAGGAAGAGGAGGAAAAACAAAAAUCAAAGAAGGAGAUCAUGGAGGAAAUCAUUGCAAAGAGCAAAGCGUACAAGGCAGAAAAGAAAAGGGAGAAAGCAGAGAAGGAAGAACUAUUGGAGCGCUUGAACGAAGAGUUCAAAGAUAUCUCUUCCUUCCUCGAAGCCAAAAAGAGGCCGACACGAAAGGAUGAAAAGUUGAAGCAGCAGCAGGGAGAGGAGGAGGAAGACACUGAGCAAAAGGAGGAGGACGAGUUCGACCAGUUGGCUCGCGAGCUUGCAGAUGACAUGAAAGCGCAAGCAGCUGACCGACUCAAAACUCCCGAGGAGAUGGCGAAAGAGAAGCAUGACGCGCUCCUGCUUGCUGAAAAAGCUCGCAUGCGGAGAAUGCAAGGAGAUUUCAGUGACGAGGACGAGGAAGGAGGGGGGCUGAAGGGCUUCAAGAAGCGAAGGGUGCGGUUCGAGAACGAAGCUAAGGAGAGGUCUGGAGAUGCGCUAGAGGACGACUUCAUGCCCCUGGAUGGAAAACAUACCAAGCUGAAACGGGGAGACUUUGCUGCUGCUGGAAUUCUGAGGCGAGGGGAGGAGGUAUCUGGAAAAGAAAUCGAUGAGAGUGAAGAAGAGGAAGAGGACGAGGACGAGGACGAGGACGAGGACGAGGACGAGGACGAGGACGAGGACGAGGACGAGGACGAGGAUGGUGGCAGUGAAGCGGAUGAGGAGCAGACAGCACAAGAGGAAGAAGAAGAUGGCGAUGAUGACGAUGAUGAGGAUGAGCAGUCGGAGGAGGGUCAAGUACAGCAGGAUGUGGUCUCUGAGAGCGAGGAGGAGCACCUUGAGAGCAAGAGAGGCAAGCUGCAACAUGCUGCUGUGACCGUUGGCAAACAUCGCGAUGUCGUGCUCUCCAAGGAGGAGAGAGAGAAGAGGCAGAGGGCAGCGGCAGAGGAGAUUCCCUACACCUUCGCCAUGCCUGAGGACGUGACGGGUCUCAAUGCUCUCCUCUCCGGGCACUCGCUGGAGAACCAGAAGCUGAUCCUUGAGCGCCUGGUCGCCUGCCAUGCCGUCGCCGUCGCCUCCUCCAACCGCGAUGCUCUCGAGCGUCUCUAUGGCAUGCUCAUGCAGCGCCUCCUCCUCAUUCCUGAUCGUGACGGCGCCGAGCCAGACAACCAGGACGUGGACGCUGUCAGCUGGGGUCUGUUUCAGCUGACGCAGGCGAUGCCGGGGUAUGCGGCGAGUCAGUUCAAGUCGCAGCUCCUUGACCUCCAGCAGACACUCGCCCAUGGCCUCUCUGACCCUUCCGGCCCGCAGUGGCCGACAGGAGGCGAACUGCUGCUGCUCAAGGCGACCCAGACGCUGUUCCCUUGCUCCGAUCUUUCGCACCCUGUCAGUACCCCUUACAUGCUCCUGCUCUCGCAGCUCCUGUCCUGCGCCCCUGUGUUGUCGCUGGCAGACCUCGGCAAAGCUCUCUUCGUUGCAAGCAUCCUUGUCAGCGCGUGCGUGGAGGGCAAGCGCGUUGCGCCUGAGCUUAUCUCCUCCGUCGCCGCCAUUCUUUGUGAGAGCCUCCCAGCCCACGCUCAGGAGGCGAUUCCUCGCUUGAGCCCAGCCGGGGCCCUGCUGGCCCAGUGGCAUCUCUUUGACUCCAGAGAAGGAGGAAGGGAGGGAAGGAGAGAUGGGCUUCUAUACUCGACAGACAUGCACGCCAACGUAAAGAACGAGGGGAUGCUGAAGAUGAGGAUGCUGCUGCGGGGUCAAGUCGAAGAGAGCAUGAAGGCAAGCGUGCUUGUCUCUGCUCUCAAAGUUGCCACUUCAGUAGUCAGAGGCUGCAGACUUGCGGGAACUGCCUUCGACACUGUCAACGGGACUGGAAAAUGUUCGGAAGGGGUUGUCGCAAUGCUGCAACCUCUAUUUGAAGUUGCAAACAGGAGAAAACUUGGAAGCAACAAACGUCAAUCUGUUUCCCUCUCGCACUUCGUCAUCUCCAGCGAGGCGAAGGACUCGCACACUUCUAAUCCCGUGCUCCUUGCCCUCUUCGACCUCCGUCAAGCUCUUAAGAAAGCAGCCGACUAUGCCAAGGACCCGGUAACAGGAGGCUACCUGCCCCUCCGCCUCUACGCUGCUGCUCCUCCUGCUGCUAUCGCGCAGUACAACCCGAGAUUCGAAGAAUCCUUCGCUCCGGAUGCAGACUUUGAUCCUGACAGGGAGCGAGCAGAGAAGAGGAAGAUGCGAAGAAUCGUCAAGCGAGAGUUCAAGGGAGCAGUCCGGGAGCUGCGAAAGGACAACAUGUUCCUGGACGCGCAGAGGACAGAGCAGCUGAGAAAGCAGCGAGAGCUACGAGACGAGCGAGCAAAGUCGAUCGAGUCCUUCCUGGCGCAACAGCAAUUCGAGGCGAAGCUGGGGAAGGGAAAGAGGAAUGGAAAAGGGAGGAGGAGAAAGCGAUAA